Molecule: messenger RNA, 1745 nt
Organism: Coregonus clupeaformis (lake whitefish)
Lineage: Eukaryota; Metazoa; Chordata; Actinopteri; Salmoniformes; Salmonidae
Product: zinc finger and SCAN domain-containing protein 2-like
Exons: 3
Coding region: 348-1481 (377 amino acids)
Biological process (GO): regulation of transcription by RNA polymerase II
Molecular function (GO): DNA-binding transcription factor activity; RNA polymerase II cis-regulatory region sequence-specific DNA binding
Source: RefSeq, a predicted model, not a curated record
UCAUUGUACCUCAGUGGUAGCCGUUAGCUUAUUAAAGUAACGUUAGCUAGCUAGUUACCCAUCUUUGUUACCGCUGUGUAAAGUUAUAGGAGACCUAUGAUAUUGUAACUAGCUGAUUUGUUGAAGCACAACAAAAACCCAUUUUUGUAAAGUGGAGGAAGAUCCCUGACUCUCUGGGCACUGGUGUGAUCUGGAGGAGGCUAAAUCCCAGUCUUUCCAUUAUAGUGAACCAAACUGGGAAACGAGGGGCAGCUCAUCCAUAGAAGACUGGCUGUGAACUCUGGGACUGGUACCGAUAAGGGAAGGGGGGGUUGAUUUUCCAGUGUUGAGUUGAUGUUGUUGCAGCUAUGUCAGAAGCCAUCCUCACCUUCCAGUACCAACUCAAUGGAGUCAUGGAAACGGUCCUGAAAACCGCGGUGCAUGAGAUCACUCGGCUGGUGAAGGACAGCUUCCUGGAGGAAGUGACGGGGGGCAAGCAGGAAGUUGACGUCUUGAAGGAGAGGCUGCAGCAGUUUGAGCAGAGAUGGAGGGACGGAGAGGAAGAGAGGAAGAGGAGGGAAGUUGAAGAGAAAGAGCAGAGGGGGAUGUGUAGGAGAUGUGGUUGUGCUGGAGACACUGAGGAGAGAGAAGAGGCUCUGUCAGCAGCAGAGGAAGGAUGGGUUAUCAAACAGGAGAUGUUCCAGCCAAGUGGACCCAGCGCUCUCCCAGAGAGAGAGGGUCCACAGGAAUUGGCCAAUCCCAGCUCUUCCUGUGUCUCUGAAAGGAUAGAAGAGAGCGAGGCCCAUGUGGUCCAUAUCAAAGAGGAGCCAGAAGACUCAGGGGACUUGGUUACCCAGAUGAUCACAUCCACAGAUUCCCCCAUAAUGAGCCUGAGUCGUCUGCAGAGAUUGAGCUCAAACGCUGGGGCAUGGGCCAGUGAGCCUCCACCUCUACUCCCAGCACCAUGGGCUAGUGAGCCUCUUCCUCCAGCACUAUGGGCCAGGGAGCCGCUACCUAUACCUCCAGCACCAUGGACCAGGAAGGAGCAGCACCUACUCUCAAGGUCAGUGAUACCCACCCAGGGGACAGAGCGUGCUGCGGGGGCCCUCGAGACCAGCCCCUACGGCCUGAACAUCAACACAACGGCACAGCUGAGGGUCAAACCUUACAGCUGCCCACACUGUGGGAAGAGCUUCCCUCAGCUCCGAAACCUAAAAGACCACCAGAAGUACCACCACACAGGGAAGAAGGCCUUCACCUGCUCCCAGUGUUUUAAGGGCUUUGUGUACAUGUGCCACCUCAGGGUACACAUGCAGUGCCACAUGGUGGAAAGGCCGUUCAGCUGCUCUCAGUGUGGGAAGAGCUUCAGCCUUCAGAGCAGCUUGAAGAGACACAGGAUCAUUCACACUGCAGAGAGCCCUUACCACUGCACGGACUGUGGGAACAGAUUCAAUUCUAGAGCAGACCUGAAAACACAUGAACAGAUUCAUACAGCAAGGUAGUCACUUUGUUGCUUUUUGUGCUAUUGCUCUGUCUGCGUGCUGCUUGUCCUAUGUUGCUCUGUAUGUGCUCACUGCACAUUCUUUGUCUGUAUUGUUAUUGUUUUUAAUAACCUGCCCUGGGACUGCGGUUGAAAAUUAGCCUGCUAGCUAAAACCGGACACUUUUACUGAAACAUUGAUUAAUUUGCACUGACCCUGUAAAAAUAAACUCAAACUCAAGGUAGAUAUUUGAGAUGGGUGACAGGUAGCAUAGCGGUUAAGAGCG